UUCCCGCAUGGCUGACUGGCUGCUGGUGUGGAAGAUGCUGCUGUUGAGCAGCGCGUAUUCCGCAGAACACCAUUCAUUUUAUAAUGGCCUGUAGGAUCAGGAGGACGAGCAGCAAAGGUGUUUUGAAGCCCUGCGUGGUUGUUAACGUUAGCCGUGAAGAUGUAACAUCCCGGGGAAAGCCUCGGAGAGAGGGGUAGAGAGACUGAGGGCGGUUCGGCGGUCUUCCACAGCAUGACUCGUUUUUAGCGUUAGCCUACAAAAAAACAUGGGCUCACAAGUGGUACAUACGCUACGACAAGGGGUGUGGGCUUCACUGACCGGGGGAUGGUACCAUGACCCGGACCAGAAUAAAUUCAACAAUUCCUGCCACCUUUACCUAUGGCUCUUCUUGCUGGUGUUGCCUCUGUCUCUGCAUUUGGCUCUACCACCCACUACUUUGGCCCUCAGUAUAUACUGCGCCUCGGUGACAGUCUUCUUCAUCCUCAUUAAGAUGGUGAACUAUCGCCUUCAUGUGAUGUUUGAUGAAGGCGACAUUGUGGCCCGGAAUAGUGUGUCUGACAUCAGCAAAGGCGUAGACAAGAAAAGUAAUGCCUCUGACUCCUGCCUGCCAGCCAGCCUGAGAAAGAGCAGCACAGUGCCUGAUAGUGUUGCCAUGACAGUACUGACAAGAAACAGGCCAAGUCCAGUAAUCCAAGUCACAGUGAAACAGACUGAAACAGACCCUGGACUGAUUGGGGAGUGCCCAAAGGAUGACUCCAAGAACACAGAAGGCCCAGAUGACACUUCCUCUCAAAAGAGGUCCAAAGAAAGAAGAGAGGCUGAAGAGAGACUGACCCCGGAAGAGGCAUUCAGCCCGAACACUGACCAGUCGGCACCUCUCUUGCAAAGAGAGCAGAGGCAGCAGACUCAUCUGGAUACAGCUGAUGAAGGCCUGCCUCCUUCUGCUGGCAGCGAGGAGGAGAGCGAUGAGGAGGCCAACAAAGAAAAAGCACCAACUGUGGACCCCAACAACAACAGCUCAUCUCCAGAGCUCACCCGAGAAGAUGAGGAGCAAGAGAAGCCAGAGGAGACUUACUGCUCGGACGAAAUCGCUGUGGUGCUGGUGGACAACUCAGGCCCAUCGGAUCAUCUUGACGAGAGUGACACAGUGAAGAUCAUCAUCACCAUGAGCUGUGACCCACAGACAGCGGCCGAGCUGCAGGAGUCGGUCAAGCUCAGCAUCUUGGAGUCUGCUCAGUCUCACCUCGCCCAGCAGGAAGUGGCCGGGGGAGACUGUCCUGUCAAAAUCCCUGUCAUUACCUUUGAUUCACCCCAUGAAGAGGAGGAGGAGCAUGAGGUAAGUGCCAAAGAAAGAAAAGAAGAUGAGCCCAUUCCUAGCGAGAAACAUGCUCAGCAACAGUCUGUGGACCGUGAAAGCCAUGAUUCUAAUGAGCCAAUUGGAUCCAAUCCCACCCAGGAAGGCCAGGAAGCUUCGUCCAAUGAACACGAGUUGGAGAACCCAAGUCCCCAGCUGACUUACAACAGCUCCUCUGGCAUUGAUGUGCGCUCCCAUCCGGAUGUAAACGACCCGACCGAGCUGAAGUCAGACACUGAAGGAUUCCUGCAAAUCCCUUCUGGUUUCGGAAGGGUCGGGCCAGGAGGAAGGACGCAUGUAAGAGGACUCAGCAUCGACAGCGGAAGGGAUGCUGUCCUCAUUGGAAAUAGGUGCAAAGACAAGGCACAAACUAUGACCUCCUCUAAGUCAGACCUGGAGGCCAAAGAAGGCCAGCUGCCCAAUGAGUCCAACUUUGUGGAGUUUGUUUCACUAUUGGAAUCCAUUAGCAGUACCAGGGGUGGUGGAGGGAGGCAGGCAGAGGAUGGAUCGAAGGAGGAUGAGAAAGCCAAAAAAGAUGAGGAAGCUAAGGUGGCUGUGAAAAUCUUAGAAAACGGAGAUAUGGCUGGACAGCAGGACCAUCCAAACCCUCCGAACAGCCUGGCUACAGACACACUGUGCACCAUUCCAGAGAAACUGAUUCCUAUAGUCUCUCCCGAUAGUCCUCAGACUGAUAAGGAGAGGGAUCCAGAUUAUGACUCUCUGCCCUCUCAGACCUCCCAGUCAGAAAGCUCCAUGCUGCAGGUCAUUUGUAGACCAGAAGCAACAUCCAAAGAGGAAGCAUAUACCUUUCACACAGUCCACAGGGACAGACCUCGAAAGCUGUACAAUGAAAGAGCAUUAAAUUUACCUCUUGGAGCUGAACUCAUCACAGGCAACAUAUGUGAUCUUCUCUCCACAUCUUCAAACUCUGAGUGCCAGGAUGGGUUAGCAGGUGGGCACUCUGACUGCCCAUUCCAGCGUCGCAUCAUUCCAGCUCACCGGCUCCGUCCCAGGCAGACCCACCCAGAGAUCUUCCAGGAGGAGGACUCUCUUGACGAAUCCUCUGACACGACUACUCAGGAAAAGCCCUCUCGCAAACUCUACUAUAAGCUCAAAGUUUUUCCUGGGAAAUGGGUUAAUAUCUUAUAUGAUCGGUUAACCUUGCAGGCACUACUAGACAGGAAUCAGGAUGUGAAGGAGAACAUGGUUGCAGUGUUCUUAGCAUUCCUAGUGGCUUUUCUAGGGUUUGUACUCCUGAACCAGGGCUGUUUCAAAGACUUUUGGGUUUUCCAGUUCUGCCUCGUCAUUGCUAGCUGUCAGUACUCUUUACUGAAGAGCGUUCAGCCUGAUGCAGCUUCACCUAUUCAUGGACAUAAUCAAAUUGUUGCCUACAGUCGAGCUGCAUAUUUCUGCAUGUUCUGUGGCCUUAUUUGGAUUUUGGAGUCUGUGCUGAAAAGACCAGACCUUCCUGUGUCCACCAUAUAUGGCAUUACAAUUGUAAUGUCAGACACCCUCCAGACUGUGCAAGAUAUUCUGAUUGGGUUUACAUACUGCUUCCCAAUAAGCUUUCUUCUUGGCCUUCUCCCACAGAUCAACACCUUUGUUAUAUACUUUUUAGAGCAAAUUGACGUGCACCUUUUUGGUGGGACAGCUGCAACUGGACUCUGCUCAGCCGUCUACUGUAUAGUGAGGAGUCUGGUGGUGUUAACCUUACUGUAUGGAUUCUGUUUUGGUGCUCUGAAGGAACCAUGGGAUGAGCAACACAUCCCAGCUCUGUUUUCUGGGUUUUGUGCCCUGCUGGUGGUCCUGUCAUACCAUCUGAGUCGACAAAGCAGCGACCCCUCAAUACUAUUCUCUUUGAUUAAGUCCAAACUGAUGCCAGCACUGGGGGACGGUGAGGUGGAGGAAGUGGAUACAGAUAAUGUGGACCCUCUUCCAGAAAAGCUCAAAAGCUCAGUGAAAGAGAUUUUGCUCUCAGAUCUGGUUGUCUGCAGUGUUGCGUCAGUUUUGACUUUUGCUGUUACUGCCAGUACAGUCUUCCUCUCUUUAAGGCCCUUUGUCACCAUAGUGCUGUAUGCCCUGGCAGCGACUGUGGGAUUUGUUACCCACUAUCUGAUCCCUCAGCUGCGGAAACAUCAUCCCUGGCUGUGGAUCUCUCAUCCUGUACUUAAGAGUAAGGAGUACUCCCAGUUUGAACCCACAGAGGAUGCUCAGUUGAUGUGGUUUGAGCGGCUCUAUGUUGGACUUUUGAGCUUUGAGAAGUACAUUGUGUACCCUGCAAUCAUCCUCAGUGCUCUUACCAAUGACGGCUUUGCCCUCAGCCACAGGAAAAAGCUGGGUAUACACUGUGAUGUCUUGUUGAUGACAGUUGCUGGGAUGAAGCUUCUGCGCACUUCCUUCUGCAAUCCCAGCUACCAGUUCCUCACGCUCAUCUUCACCAUCAUCUUCUUUGAGUUCGACUACAGCAGCGCAUCCGAAACCUUCUUGCUCAACUUCUUCCUCAUGUCCAUAGUCUUCCACAAGCUCUGGGAUCUUCUCCACAAACUACACUUCAUUAUGGUGUAUAUAGCUCCCUGGCAGAUAGCAUGGGGGAGUGCAUUUCACGCCUUUGCCCAACCCUUUGCUGUCCCACAUUCCGCCAUGCUGCUGCUACAGACGUUAAUCACCACACUAUUCUACACCCCACUGAGCCCAUUCCUGGGCAGUGCUAUCUUCAUCACCUCAUACCCACGGCCCGUCAAGUUCUGGGAGAGGAACUACAACACAAAGAGAAUUGACAACUCCAACAGCAGACUGGUGUCUCAGGUUGACAAAGAGACUGGUUGUGAUGAUAACAAUCUGAACUCCAUCUUCUAUGAGUACCUGACGCGGUCACUGCAGCACUCUCUUUGUGGGGAUCUGCUGCUGGGUCGCUGGGGGAACUUUAGCAUGGGGGACUGCUUCAUCCUGGCCUCAGACUACCUCAAUGCCCUUGUACACAUCAUCGAGGUGGGCAACGGCCUUGUCACUUUCCAGCUGAGGGGCCUGGAGUUCAGGGGUACAUACUGUCAGCAGAGGGAGGUAGAAGCCAUCACUGAAGGAGUGGAGGAGGAUGAUGGCUGCUGCUGCUGUGAGCCAGGUCACCUGCCUCACCUGCUCUCCUGCAACGCUGCCUUCAACCUGCGCUGGCUGGCCUGGGAGGUCACCACCACAAAAUACCUCCUGGAGGGCUACAGCAUCAGUGAAAACAAUGCUGCCACCAUGCUGCAGGUUUAUGACCUACGCAAGCUGUUGAUCACUUACUACCUGAAGAGUAUUAUCUACUAUCUGGUGAUCAACCCAAAGCUGCAGACAUGGCUUAAAGAGCAGUCUAUGCAGGAGGCCCUGCAGCCCUACAGUAAAUGGCACCACAUAGAGAGGGACCCAGCUGUGUUCAGUGUGAAGAUUGACGAAGACUACGUUCACUGCCUGCAGGGAGUCACCAGGGCCAGCUACUGCAACGUCUAUCUAGAGUGGAUCCAAUACUGUGCCAGCAAAAUGGAGGAACCAGUGGACAGUGAUGAGGAUUCUCCUCUGGUCACUCUUUGUUUUGCUCUGUCUGUGCUGGGCAGGCGGGCACUAGGCACAGCAUCGCAUAACAUGUCGAACAGCUUGGAAUCCUUCCUGUAUGGAUUUAACACAUUGUUUAAGGGAGAUUUCCGCAUCGCGAGCAAGGAUGAGUGGGUUUUUGCUGAUAUGGAUCUCCUGCAGAAGGUGGUAGCGCCUGCGGUUCGGAUGAGUCUGAAGCUUCAUCAGGACCACUUCACGAGCCUGGAGGAGACGGAGGAGCCAGCUGUGUUGCAUGAGGCCAUCAGCACGUACAGAAGCAGUCUGGUAAUCUGUGACGAGAGUGACCCCGCGUGGCGCAGAGCGGUACUGUCCAGCCGGGACACCCUACUCACUCUGCGCCACAUGGUGGACGACGGCACUGACGAGUACAAAAUCAUCAUGCUUUACAAACGCUACCUCAGCUUUAAAGUCAUCAAGAUCAAUAAAGAGUGUGUGCGGGGCCUUUGGGCCGGGCAGCAGCAGGAACUGAUCUUCCUGCGCAACCGCAACCCGGAGCGCGGAAGCAUCCAGAACUCCAAACAGGCUCUGCGCAACAUGAUCAACUCGUCUUGUGACCAGCCGCUGGGCUACCCCAUGUACGUCUCUCCUCUCACCACAUCCUAUAUGGGCACACACAAACAGAUGAGGAAUAUCUGGGGUGGCCCGCUCAGCCUGGAGAGCAUCCGUACCUGGCUAUUCUCCAGGUGGCUCCGUGUAAGGAAGGACAACCUGACUAGCUGCAACAGUGGAGUGAAUAUGGAGGAUGUGGACUGUGCCGGAUCCUCCGUCAGUCAAAACCAUAACUCCAUCACCUCCCAAAGCGUUAGCAUGCACCAGGGCCGGCCGCGGAGCUCACAGACCAGGCACCACAGCACAGGCCGGCGGGAGUACCGUAGUCGUUCAGUUCAGCCUCAGGCCCAGCGGCCCCCUGUCACCAGCCGCUCUGGGCCCAUCCUGGACAGCCAGCAGGGCUCAGGCUCGGGGGGGCCUGGGCUGAUGCAGCGCCUUUCCAACAGUCAGCUGUCCUUCAACACCUCCUCCAUCGCCUCCGUCUUCUCACAGGUUCCCCGUCUGUCCACAGCGGGUCCUCUGCCCACAGGUCAGCAGCGCUCCAGCCAAGCCUCGUCCUCCAGCUCCACACUAAGCCUGCUGUUCGGCAAGCGCAGCUUCUCCAGCGGUCUGGUCAUCUCUGGCCUAUCCGCCGCUGAGGGAGGCAACACCAGUGACACGCAAUCCUCCAGCUCCGUCAACAUUGCACUGGGACCGUCCGUCCGCUCCACGAGCAGAGCCACACAGUGGACAUCGGAAGCCUAUGAGAGUAUAGAUGCCACCUCCACAGCAGCCACAGGGCCCAAGGACAACACAGCGUCAGGUGAUAAAGCCUGCGAACAGAGCAUGGACAAGAGCCAGGAGGAGUCCAACUCAGCCUUCCAAGAGCCACCAGAGCAGUAAACCAUCUGA
Molecule: messenger RNA, 6382 nt
Organism: Colossoma macropomum (tambaqui)
Lineage: Eukaryota; Metazoa; Chordata; Actinopteri; Characiformes; Serrasalmidae
Gene: pcnx2
Product: pecanex 2
Exons: 34
Cellular component (GO): membrane
Source: RefSeq, a predicted model, not a curated record